This is a messenger RNA of Peniophora sp. CBMAI 1063, 1623 nucleotides long. Lineage: Eukaryota; Fungi; Basidiomycota; Agaricomycetes; Russulales; Peniophoraceae. The record is from the annotation of a GenBank genome assembly.
AUGGCUUUCACCGCUAUGUCUGGAUCGCCUGCUCAGAGUCUACCACACGAGAUUCUUCUCUCCAUCUUUACCAUCCUCACCAUCCUACGUCCUAUAACCCAUUACCCGGGCAGGUUCAGACCUGGGUGGACGGUCGUCACGCAUGUCUGUCGACUAUGGCGCGAGGCUGCCCUGAACUCAGGCGGCAUUCUCUGGGCCGAGUCUAUCAGCAUCUUUCCGGACACCGCUCUCGAAGAGAUCUUGAGGCGCGCAAAGCGCGUCCCUCUCUCUCUAAAUCUCGACGAUAUCUGCCUUUACCCUGGCGAUGCAAUGAUGGAACACCUCUUGCGACGUUCGAAACGCGUCAGGGUCGGGUUCUACUCGCGCGUGCCAACUUACCUAUGGCUCGCGCAGUUGGCCGAGCAGGCCCGUCCGGAGCUUAAGCAGCUGGUUCUCCACGAGAACCCGCAAAGCCGUAUCAUCGCCCCCUACUUUGCCGAAGACUUUGUCCUGCAAGCUCCUGCACUCACGCACUGCACCCUAUCGAGGUGCGUCCCGCUGGCUGCCCACAAGCUGCGCGCGCUCCGUAUCGACUCGGCCUGGGAAGGAUGUCCCGUGCAUGAGGUGCUACGGUACCUCUCUGCGUUCCCUCUGCUGGAAGAUCUCCACCUCUGCUUGAAAGAAGCUAUAUCCUAUCCAGUGCCCGAGGCGCCGUUCGAACUGCGACUAGAAUCCUUACGCUCGUUCGUCAACGCGAGCACCGACUGCAGUGUCGUGGCUUUACUCCCGCGUCUACACGUCCCAUCUACGACGGACCUCUCCUUCAUUCUAGAUUUGAAGGCAGACGACUUAGCAGGGGUUGAAGAGAUGCGGAACGAGCUGCUCAAGCUUUGUCUUGCACUAUCCCAUUCAUGUCGUUCAGAGACGCGUCCCCACAACACGCUCGUGUGGGACUUACGGUGCCCUGUGCCAUAUCUUAUGCGCUUCACGCUCUGCGAUCGACAUUCGCAGUAUGCCAUUCAUCAAGACGACGGGCUGCAAGCACGGCCCGGUGGGACGACACAAAUCCAGAUCUCUGGCGGGUGCCCGAACAUGUGGCCCUUCGGCUGUAUCUCGCGCGAUGCCCUCACGGACCUCCUCUCCGCUCAGCCCAUCACGACGCUGUGCAUCCCUUUCUUCGGACUCUACGGCGGGUCAGACUUGGAGCUCGACGACGCGUAUGAGCCUCUCAAGGGCCCGGGGCUGCGCAAUGUGACAGAGCUCAUCGUGCACAGGCCCUCUCAUCAUUUCUUCUCGCUCCUCUCGCGUCCACAGGCUCUGGACAGCUCUUUCCCGCUCAUCCUCCCGAAGUUAUCCCGCAUCGUGAUCGACACGUCUUUCUACGGCCAGACUCUGAUGUCAGAGUCAGAAGCCGCGGAAUUUGCGAUCGGCAAUUACCAUAACUGCAAGUGGAUCUCGCAGCUGCGCAAAGCACUCGCUCAUCGCGUCGCUAUGUCGGACAGAAAGUUGAACCGUCUGACGUUCAAGGGGGAGAAGGGCAAGGGUCAUAUGGAAUGUGCGUCCAGGUUCUGCGAACGCCUUACUGGAGAACGCAUGAAGGGUUUCGAGGCCUUCGUUUGCGAAGUUCGGGAUGAUCGGGUGUAA